Theobroma umbraticum is the source of this 1461-nucleotide messenger RNA. NCBI's taxonomy places the organism in Eukaryota, Viridiplantae, Streptophyta, Magnoliopsida, Malvales, Malvaceae. The record is from RefSeq and is a predicted model, not a curated record.
AUGACGGGUUUUGAGAGAGCAGUGGAGUGGCUUAAACCAUUUGUGGAUAGUAAGGCAUGGUAUUUCUACGUUGUCUGGAAAUUGGGUGAUGAUCCUUCUAAGUUUAUUGAAUGGAAGGAUUGUUGUUGUAGUGGUGGUGUUAAUGUCAAAGUUGAAAGGGAAGAGUUGCAGCACUCGAGUCCCCUAUGCAGGGAUGCUCACUUCCAACAUUCCAUACGAUUAAAGGCUUGUGAAGCUCUUUCCUGUUUUCUUUUCUUCAUGUCCCUCUAUGCUGGUGAAAUCAGGAUCCAUGGAAAGGUGGCUAUGUCAAAUCAACCAAAAUGGGUUAACCAUGCCAAUGCCUCUGGUUCACGUUCUUCACAUGAUACAAUGGGAACCCAAUUUCUGAUCCCAGUUCUUGGUAGUCUUAUAGAGCUCUCUGUUUCAAAGCAUAUACCUAAAGAUCAAAGCAUCAUAGAGUUAGUAACAACUCAAUGUAAUGCACUUUUAGAACCAGAAGUCAUGACUACAGAUAGUUAUGCAAAAGCAAAAAUUGACAAAUGGUAUCUCAAAACAUUUGGUACAGACUUUCAUAACUUGCCAUUUCCCAUUAGCUUGUCAACCUUCAUUCCUAGAAUGCAAGCUAUUCCCCCAAUAUCGAAUUCAAACUCCUAACCUAUCUUGGAUGGAUCGUCCAGCGGUUCCAGUCCCUUAAUUGAACAUCCCCCAUUUGCUUUAGGUUCUACCUACAUUUCUCAAGAUGAGCAACUGAAGCAAUUAGUUGGCACAUAUCAUGGAAAAAAAAGACUAAGAUGCAGCAAAAAUGUGUCAGAGCAAAAAGCAGGGUUUAUUGUGGAUCGUAAAAACAAGUCUGUAGAAGACAUAAUUGGAACAACCAAGCAGCUAGAAAAAGAGAAUUAUCAUUCUAAGAAUCUUACGAUAGAGAGGAAUAGAAGGAAGAAGAUAAAAGAUGGACUCUUCAAGCUACGAGCUCUAGUCCUUAAGAUAUCCAAGAUGGAUAGAACUGCUAUUCCUAUAGAUGCAAUCGAAUAUAUAGGAACUUUACUUGAGGAGGAGAAGAAACUCUAAGAAGAACUUAGGAAAAUUGAGGAAGAGGAUUGUGAAAAGUGUAAUGCAUAGCUAAAGUGUGCAAAGUUAGACAAGCUACAUAAGGACAACAUGUCUGCUAUUACCUUUGGCCUUGCUAAAAUGCCAAAAAACAAAGUACAUGUUGAAGUAAACCAAAUCACCAAAAUAGAGUUUUUGAUUAAACUCUGCUAUGAGCACAAACAAGGCGGGUUUGCAAAGUUGAUGCUAUGUAUAGAUUCUUUGGGACUUCAAGUGAUUGAUGCUAAUGUCACAACAUUUAAUGGCAAGGUUCUCAGUAUUUUCAAAGUUGAGGGAUUUUCAGUCCCAGAAAUUGAGAGACUUGUUGACCGACCUAACAAACUAGAAAAAUCAAAUUCCUGCUUGAAUAUAUAG